Molecule: messenger RNA, 5892 nt
Organism: Scomber scombrus (Atlantic mackerel)
Lineage: Eukaryota; Metazoa; Chordata; Actinopteri; Scombriformes; Scombridae
Product: aconitate hydratase, mitochondrial-like
Exons: 18
Coding region: 31-2376 (781 amino acids)
Biological process (GO): tricarboxylic acid cycle
Cellular component (GO): mitochondrion; cytosol
Molecular function (GO): aconitate hydratase activity; 4 iron, 4 sulfur cluster binding
Source: RefSeq, a predicted model, not a curated record
GUGCGACACUCAUCUUUGUCAGUGAACAAAAUGGCGUCUUACUGUUUGACUGUCACUAGGCUGCGGCUGGUCCUUGGAACCGGGGCAAGGCGCAUUCAUGUCACCGCAGCAUUCAACGCCAAGGCCAAAGUGGCCAUGAGCCGCUUUGAGCCCGGCUCCAGCAUCAAUUAUGAGAAGAUGCACGAGAACAUCAGCAUUGUACGAAAGAGGCUCAAGAGGCCUCUCACUCUGUCGGAGAAGAUUGUGUACGGUCACCUGGAUGAUCCGGUCAACCAGGAGAUCGACCGCGGCCGCACUUACCUGCGCCUGCGUCCGGACCGCGUGGCUAUGCAGGAUGCCACGGCUCAGAUGGCGAUGCUCCAGUUCAUCAGCAGUGGUCUGGCCAGGGUGGCCGUGCCCUCCACCAUCCACUGCGAUCACUUGAUUGAGGCCCAGAUCGGAGGGGCUAAGGACCUGCAGAGGGCAAAGGAACUAAACGAGGAGGUGUACAACUUCCUUUCAACUGCUGGAGCUAAAUAUGGAGUUGGCUUCUGGAAACCCGGCUCUGGAAUCAUUCAUCAGAUCAUCCUGGAGAACUAUGCCUAUCCCGGAGUGAUGCUGAUUGGUACAGAUUCCCACACACCUAAUGGCGGUGGCUUGGGCUCCGUCUGUAUCGGAGUGGGUGGAGCAGACGCCGUGGAUGUCAUGGCUGGAAUCCCCUGGGAGCUCAAGUGUCCCAAUGUGAUUGGAGUGAGGCUGACAGGCACCCUGUCUGGCUGGACCUCUCCAAAGGACGUCAUCCUGAAGGUGGCUGGCAUCCUGACUGUGAAGGGUGGCACUGGGGCUAUUGUGGAGUACCAUGGACCUGGAGUGGAUUCCAUCUCCUGCACUGGAAUGGCCACCAUCUGUAACAUGGGCGCUGAGAUUGGAGCAACCACGUCCAUUUUCCCCUACAACCACCGCAUGAAGACAUACCUGGAUAAAACUGGCCGUGGGGAGAUUGCCGCUUUGGCUGAUCAGUUCCAAGAUGACCUGGUUCCUGAUAAAGGCUGCGAAUACGACCAGACCAUUGAGAUUAACCUGAGUGAGUUGAAGCCCCACAUCAACGGGCCGUUCACCCCGGAUCUGGCCCACCCUGUGUCUGAGAUCGGGGCUAUCGCCAAGAAGAGCGGCUGGCCCCUGGAGGUUAAAGUCGGUCUGAUUGGCAGCUGCACCAACUCCAGCUACGAGGACAUGGGCAGAGCAGCCUCUCUGGCCAAGCAGGCUCUGGAUAAAGGUCUGAAGUGCAAGGCCCAGUUCACAGUCACCCCUGGUUCUGAGCAGAUCCGAGCCACCAUCGAGAGGGACGGAUAUGCCAAGAUCCUGAGUGAUGUUGGUGGAAUUGUACUCGCCAAUGCUUGUGGACCCUGCAUUGGACAGUGGGACAGGCAGGAUGUGAAAAAAGGAGAGAAGAACACCAUUGUCACUUCCUUCAACAGGAACUUCACUGCCAGGAAUGAUGCUAACCCUGCUACUCAUGCUUUUGUCACCUCCCCUGAGAUUGUCACAGCCAUGGCCAUCGCCGGAACCCUCAACUUCAACCCCGAGACUGACUACCUGACUGCUCCAAACGGAGAGAAGUUCAAGCUGGAGCCCCCCACUGGUGACGAGCUCCCCUCCAAAGACUUCGACCCGGGUCAGGACACCUACCAGCAUCCUCCAGCUGAGAGCAGCGCAGUCAAGGUGGACGUGAGCCCAUCCAGCAACCGUCUGCAGCUGCUGGAGCCCUUCGACAGGUGGAGUGGAAAAGACCUUGAAGACCUGAGGGUCCUCAUCAAGGUGAAGGGAAAGUGCACCACUGACCACAUCAGCGCCGCCGGGCCCUGGCUGAAAUUCCGCGGUCACCUGGACAACAUCUCCAACAAUCUGCUGAUCGGCGCCGUUAACAUUGAGAACGAUGCCGUGAACAAGAUCAAGAACCAGCUGACUGGAGAGUACGGAGGUGUGCCCGACGUGGCUCGCCAUUACAAGGCCAACGGAGUGAACUGGGUGGUUGUUGGAGAUGAGAACUACGGAGAGGGAUCCAGCAGAGAGCACGCUGCUCUGGAGCCAAGACACCUGGGAGGACGCGCCAUCAUCGUCAAGAGCUUUGCCAGAAUCCACGAGACUAACCUGAAGAAGCAGGGCCUGCUGCCUCUGACUUUCGACGACCCCAGCGACUACGACAAAAUUCGCCCUGAUGACCAUAUUUCAAUCACCGGGCUGAAAUCUUUUGUUCCCGGCAAGCCCCUGUCAGCAGUGAUCAAGCACAGCGAUGGCAGCCAGGUCUCCAUAACCCUAAACCACACCUUCAAUGAGACCCAGAUCGAGUGGUUCAAGGCUGGCUCCGCCCUCAACAGGAUGAAGGAGCUCCAGUAAUUGGCGGAGAGAUGGGAGGCAGGGCCCGUAGGGGGCCGUCGAGGGGCCUUGGCGUGGGUUAAAGAAGGGGGAGAAAUGUGGGCCUAGAGUGGGGCUUCGCAAAGAGGAAGAGACGGCGUGAACGGUAGAUAGUAACCAGAUCUGGUUUAGGGACAGCUGUAGUCAUGCUCAGUUAAAGAAAGAACGCACGCACAUACACACAUACACACACAAGGUCGCUGUACAGAUGAAAAGCGCACACACAAGCACACGCACAUGCACAGACAGGAUUACUGUGAAAGCACUUCCCGGUUGAAAGAAAGAAUCACACAUUUGCACAUAAUCUUAGCUAUGUUUGUGUGAGAAGCAUAGCGGUGUGUCUCCAUUUUUAGGCAGCGUCGCUUAUACUGGCAGCACUCCUCCGUUUAAAAUCGGAUUCGUCAAGCAUUAUUUGUUCAUCGAGCGUAACCCUGUAGCGCUUCGUCUGUGUCAUACACAAACGCUCAUCUUUCUCCAUCGAAGGGAGUUGUACAAUUUUUCACGUGAUAUUUUUUAUGACAGAUCAGUAUCACUGUAUAUCUUUAAAAAAAACACAUUACUGUAUUGUGCAUAAUCAGCCACACUGGUUUUAAAGUCACACCUGAAUCAGUUAAGUUGAGUAUAGAUAAAGAUAUCCAAAAACAGCUGUGAGACAGUGAAGUGUGAACUGUUGAAUCCAGCCCAAGACCAGAAAAAUAUUACAAAUUUAUACCUCUGUAAUGUUAUCUCCAUCCAAACAGCUCAAUAAGCUGACUUAUAUGAAUGUAAUAUUUUCCUUUGUAAUCUCCACACCUGAAAAGUGAAUCUUUUCCAGGUUAUCUGUAGCUAUAAUAUGCCAAAUGGUUCCUCCUGUAGAGAGCCACGGGGGUUUUCGCUGCAUUCUGAUGUGAUUAAUGACUUGAACAAAUGUUUCCUCGGUCACCACUGAUUGGAACCACUCUCUAAACAAACCACCGGGGCUCACUUAUUUACUGUAAACAACAUCAGCGGCGAAAGUCCCUCGGCCCCCGUGCUCAUAAGUCGUAGUACAUCUGCAGCCCACUGUGCUCUCACUCAGUCUGAGACGCUGCUUUUGCUCCACUUCGUUUCGAGUGCGGUUUCACUCCGGUACAUUUCGGUCAGCACGUGAAUCUCUACACUCCCUGCUGCUCUUCCCAUGCUCUCUGUUCUCGCAUCACAUAACCCUCCAUUGUGUUAAAAAAACUUUCCUGUGUGGUGGUCUCUAGACCAGCUAGAGCACAAAACGCUAGUGUGGUAGCGCUGGCCUUGCCAUUUUUUUAAAUGUUCAUCUGUACUUUGUUCUGUGUUUGUGUGUGUUUGUGUGUGUGUGUGUGUGUGUGUGUGUGAUGCAUGAUUGAUUUGAUCAGGUUAACAUCGGUCUGUGUUUGAAGCUGUCUGUCCCUCUUUGCUCAUCCUGCCUAGCUUUCAGGCCGGCUCAUGCGGGCCAAACCACAACCUGAUACGUUUGUUGCAAUUGGCUGUUAUCAGAUUUUUGUUCUUAGACAGUAAAGCUGCACUGGAUCAGAUCUCUAGCAAAUAAAGAGAAGAGUAUGGCACUGCAGAUUAACCCCCGUUUAACCCCGGCACCUGAAAAACAGUGUAAUAAACACUCCUCUAUAGUAGAUUGUUUGUACAGUCUCCCUUCUAGAUUAAAGCCUCACAGAUCAGCAGGUUGUCCGGCUCAGACGUCACGCUAACAUAGUGUCUCAGUGUUUAUCAGCCGCCCCUCACUUUCAUCUGGAGAUGCCAGUGUGUGAAAUUGCCUCGUGUAGCUGUAAUGUGAGACUACAGGGCGUAUUUGUCUUUGAACUGAAUGUUUUUUCUUUCCAGGUUGAGGUUUGGUCCUCCAUAGCAUGAGACGGCCUCCUGUCUUCUUACACAAACUAACGCACAAUCUAGUGUCCAGACGCCUGGAUUCUAGCACUUUGUAGAAUUAGCAACGUAGUUUUUUUUAGGUGUGCUUUACCAUGCAUCAUUUAUCCUUCGCAAAAUGUUUUAAUCCUCAGUGUACAUCUUCGUUGCGUGCGAUGAAUCCUUCGACAGUAGAAAGAUUUAGAUUCAGGAUCAUUCUUUUAGUAGAUUUGGUAACGAUGUCAUGAUGUACACAUAGCGUGCGCCACUGAAACAGCGUGGUUAUAUAUUUUUAUGGGCAUAGGGAUGUUGGAGGUCCUUGCUGCUUUGUUAUGUUGGAGUAGUGCUGGUGUUUAGCUCCUCAUCAUGCAGAAAGUCUAUUAUAAAUAUCUUAUCAUUCAUUUUGACAAUUACAAUUACAGACAGUUGAUAAUUACACUGCUUGAGGUUAAUCCACAUAUAUUUAAACGUCACUGAGUUUGGUCCUGUGUGUAAAUGAUGUGAUAUAUAGCUGCACUUUGUAUAGGGGCGUGUAUAUAAGUAUUAUAUCAUAAUAAAGAGAUAUAUAUAUUAAUAAAUAAAUAGAGAUCAAGAGACAUGCAGUAAGCUGCUUAUCUAAAUGAGAGCAGUUAACUCUUGAAACAAGAUGUAAUGUAUUGUCCCCCUUCUGUCGUCAUUUUUAAAGUGAAUCUCCAUUAAUCUAAUGGUUUCACGAACCAGUUGACAGGUGGAUUGUGGGUUUUGACAGUGAGAAAAGGGACUUGUUAUAUUUUUGGAAAAGGUGACUCAUGAAGGCUUUAGUUUAGUUUGUCUUAAUUUUUAGUUUCACAUAGUUUUCCGGGACAGAGAAGAUUUGAAACCUUGAGUCCUUGAUUUCAAGACUUUUUGCUGUUCAUACAAUCAACCGCUAAACACUUUGAGAAUCAUCGCAAAAAUGGUUUUAUGUCCCCAUUACACUCAUCACUUCGGUGGUGAAACACUCCACGUCAGAUUGUCAGAAUUAAACUGCCAAAGAUGCCUAAUAAAAAUAUAUGGAUGUGAGGAAGUUGUGGUUAUCCAUGAGACGUUGUUGUUGCUGUGCAUGGCCCAUUUACAUGUGAAUUUUGAAAAAAUAUCACCAUGUCCAUAAUAAUCUGAAUAUGUACAGGGUGUUUUUUUUUCUCCCCACAUACUUGAUUAGAUUUCAUCAUCUUCAAAAAUACUGAUUCAUUUCAACUUUCCUCUUUUAGCACAUUUUAAAGCGCAGCUUGUGAUGCAUUUUGCUUAUACUGUGAUGUAAGAUAUGGAUUUGUUGUUCACUGGUUCAGGUCUUUGAGUUUUUAAAAAGCACCACUGUAAAGUGACAAAUCAAAUAAUGAUGUUCAUGAAGACAUUGUGUGGUAGCAUGCCCAUUGUGUCAUUUUGUACUCAGGUGUGCUUCGUUUGGUCAAGCUUCCUCCGAUGUGUUUGAAAUCAGUUCUUUAACAUGCUUCAUAUGAACAGAUGUUAUUUAUAGUGAUGAUACCCCUCACACUCCUGUUUUAAAAUUCAACUUGAUUUUGUAAAACUAGAUGAUUUAAAUGCUUGCAGUUUUAUAGCUCGCAAGACAUCCAAUAUCUUGACAUCUUUACAAUAUAAACGGUAAAUUAAUAAAGAUAAAAUUCUGAA